GGCUGCCGCGGUGCAUGCUGGGAGACUUGAGGCUGUCCAGCAGCACAAGCUAGCAGCAGUAGCCGGCUCACAACCUUCACUUUGGGCUCACUUUCAGCCUCCUAGACCAUCUCACCUUCUUCCAUCGGGCCUCCUGUGGGCUGUACGCCCCUUCACCGAGUCAUGGAAGCUUGUGGUCAGCGUGUCAAGGUGUAGCAGGACGACUCGCAGAGCGACGCCACCAUGGAGCCCGACGUCAUCCGCAUGUACUCGUCGUCUCCACCCCCGAUGGAGGACGCCGAGGAAGAGGACGACGAGUUUGGAGACUUCGGCACCUUCUCUGCCGUGUCGACCAGUGUCAGCUUCACCGACUUGGACACGCCUACUUCCUUUAACCAGACUCAGGCGCUGACCGCCACUUCACCGCCGGAGCUUCUCAAUGGAGGAGGGGUGUUGGGAGUCUUUCACAAUGGACCCCCCACUGAUUCCAAGGCCAACGGCGUGGCUCCCGGAGGUCACAGGGUCAUCAGAACCGCAGACUGGACUGACAUGAAGAGAGCAGAUUCUCAUGUCAAUGGUGGGGACGCAGAGGUCCUAACAAACGGGUUUGCAAGCUCAGACAUUCAGGGAAGUCCCCAAAGUUCUGUCCACUGUCCCGCCAGCGAGGAUGCAGGAAGUGUUGACAGUCUGGAGGCAGAGUUUGCCGACUUUGCUGCUUUCUCGGAUGCAAAGCACGGUCCCGAGAACUUGGAUGUCUGCCCCUCAGAGGACCUUGUCAGGGACGCACACAGAACUGGAGCCACCUCGCCCGAGUCCUUGUCUCUUCCCGCUGAGGAAGCAUGUGACACGGAGCUGGAUGUGACACCAAGGGACGCAGACUUUGCACAUGAGCACAUCGCCUACACUUGCACAAAGCCGCCUCUCUCGCUCAACGGGGAGUCCAACGAUGGCGGCAACGACGACUCCCCACACACGGCUGACAACCUCGAGGGAGGGCCGUCAGAUGAGAGGAGCUCAGAGGUCGAAACGGAAACGGAGACCUCAUUGGGUCGGCCGCUGUCGACAGACGCUCUUGAGGAGUAUGGAAAUAUGAGCACGACGGGCUCUGCGCCCUGCCCACCGCUUCAGGAAGAGACAUCCACGCCAGCCGACUACAGCCAGCUGGCCGAGGAUGAGGAAGAUGAUGAAUUUGGAGAUUUUGGAGACGCAGGAGCCUCAUUGAAGCAGUUUGACCCACCUGAACACCACCAUGAGCAGCAGCAGCAGCCCCAGAGCUCUGCCCCCUCAGUUUCCUGUGAGGCAGCAGAGCUCGAUGACGAAUUCGGGGACUUCAACUCUCCUAAAUUUGACACCGAAGUCGCAGGGGAGGGAGGAGCCUCCUUUGCUGAUUUUUCUACCAGCAGCAGCUUUGGCAACUUUAGCUCUGCCGCCGAUGCCGGCUGGAGUGCCUUCGGGGAGGCAGAGCAUGUUAUGGUGCCUGAGGAGGAGGAGGAGGAAGUGGCGGUGACCUCGGGUGAGUCGUCGUGGGCUGCGUUCAGCUCAGACAACACUGCCCCUCCUGCGGGGGAUACUGAGGGGGCGUGGCACCAAGCGGAACCUUCUUCCUGCGAGCAGCUGAGCAGCAGACAGACGGAGGCGCUGUGGAGUCGGCUGGAGAAAUUGUUUGAGAGCAGCUUCCCCCGGGCUGCCGCGCCUCCUGUGGAGGACGAGGUUGUUUCGCUGAAAGUCCUGCUGGGGCCGCGAGAGGACGAAGACCGGCCCGGAGCGCAGGAGGUCAUGAGGGCGCUGCAUGGCGGUGUGUGGACACAACUUGAAGACAUCCAUGAGGCCAUCGGUCUGAGACAUCAGUGGGGGGGCUCGUACUGCAACAAAACACUGCUGUGCUGCCUGGGCAUCGACACGCGCAACAUUCUGUUCACAGGACAAAAGAAGCAGCCGGUCAUCGUGCCCAUGUACGCUGCCAGCCUGGGGAUGUUGGAACCCACCAAAGAACCGGUGAAGCCCAUCUCGGCAGCAGAGAUGAUUGCCUCCAUUGCACAAGCACCACCAGCAGCAGCAGCAGCUCCUCCAAAGACAAACCUCUGUACCUCAGACACAGUCCAGGAGGCACUCCCCCCUGUCCAGUUCGACUGGAGCAGCAGUGGCCUUACUAACCCUUUGGACGCCAGUGGAGGCUCGUUUCUCUUAAACCUGGACUUCUUUGGUCCCGUGGACGAUUCGGGCUCCACCUGCUCGCCCUCCAUCCCAGGUGUCGACCCCGAGCUCUUUGAGCUGACCACCGCCAAGAUGGACUCCGGUGGUGCCAGCAGCCGCGUGGUGGACGCCUUCGCCCGCUUGAUGUCCACCAUGGAGAAGACCAGCACCUCCACCAGGAAGCCGAGGAAAGACGAGAACCUGAGCGAGGAGGCAGCCAAGGUCAUUGCCGGCCUCCCCGACCUCUCCUUCAUGCAGGCGAAGGUACUGAUGUUUCCCACCACGCUCACACCGCUGGCCUCUCAAGCCACGCCCGAUUGAAGCCCCGCCCUCUGUGGAAGCCACACCAACCUAUUCCUGCUGACGCAUCAGCAUUUUUUUUUUGAUUAAUUCCCGUCACACUUUUAUUUUGGAAGUUGCUCUUUUCCGCUCUACUUUUCCUUCAAAGCAUUUAUCAUAACGGCAAAGCAGGAAGUGACAUCACUUCGAGGCGUUUUCCUUCUAGCUGAGUGACGGUGUACAUAAUCAGGGAAGUUAAUUUAGACUGUGAAGCAUCAAUACAUCGAUCCGAUCUAUUUAUAGACUUUAGCUGCAGCUUGAAUGUUUCCAACUUCAGUCCACAUGCACACGCCUCGUGCAACAGCAGCAGCAGCAGCAGCAGCUGGUGGGAAAGCCACGCCUCCGUCCUGGUGUGUGUUUUUGUCUGUGUUCUUUGUGUGUGUUGGGGUUGG
Doryrhamphus excisus (bluestripe pipefish) is the source of this 2903-nucleotide messenger RNA. RefSeq names its product aftiphilin a (gene aftpha). NCBI's taxonomy places the organism in Eukaryota, Metazoa, Chordata, Actinopteri, Syngnathiformes, Syngnathidae. Gene Ontology annotation, cellular component: trans-Golgi network membrane; AP-1 adaptor complex. The record is from RefSeq and is a predicted model, not a curated record. Gene Ontology annotation, molecular function: clathrin binding. Gene Ontology annotation, biological process: intracellular transport.